GCUGUAGGGUGUUUUAAGGUAAAGGACGUGGAGUCUAGAAAUGGAGUCUCACGUCCGGAGAUGAUGAGUAUUUCACAGAAGUAUCAGAAUUUGUGCUUGAAAAGAGGGGCAUGGGAUCCUGAUGAAGAUCAAAUAUUGAGAGCUUAUAUUAUGAGAUAUGGCACUCGGAAUUGGAAUGAGAUGCCGAAAGCUGCUGGUUUGUUAAGGUCAGGGAAGAGUUGCAGGUUUCGUUGGAUGAACUAUCUAAGGCCGGAUAUUAAGCGUGGAAACUUCAGCAAGGAAGAAGUGCAGACCAUAAUCAAGCUGCAUGAAAUGUUAGGAAAUAGAUGGUCUGCAAUUGCAGAAAAGUUGCCCGGAAGAACCGAUAAUGACAUCAAAAAUUUCUGGAACACCCACUGGAGGAAGAGCUUCAACAACAAUAUUAGUAAUACUGCAGUGCAAGCACCUAAACUUGAGGGAACACAGACAUCCGAAGAAGAAUCCAAGCAAAGGAAAUCAUCGAACAUCAUCGAUGUUUCAUUUCCCACUGCUCCAAAAAUAUUGAAUUUAGAAGAUCAGUACUCCUCCAAGGGGACGCUCCACAUGUUACCAAUUCGGUCUACUGAUAAUAUCUCAUCAUCAAGUUCCAGUCAUGUGAAUGGCAUCAAUGAAAACAAGCGCGUGGAGGACAAUGUUGGAUCACUCGAAUCAAUUGGAGAACUAAGUUCGUUGGAUCAGCCAUCUUCCAUGGAAGCGCAAAUGGGCAAGGUGGAGGAUUAUGGAGAAGCAUACACAGAUCAAAUGUGGGUCCAAGAAUUGUUGGACUAUCCAAAUGCUUCCCAUAAUUUUGAUGCUGGCCAAGAGUUUUGGAUGAAUUGUUUGAUGCAAACACAAUUGCAUGGAGACUAAGAAUAGCUAGUGUUUAGGGUGUUCGUGGCAAUGUCCUUGGUGCCAUUGCAUUGGUAUGUUUCAUUUGUUCUCCUUCCAUUGUGUUCCAACACUGAAUCCCAACCUCACAAUGCUUUUUCUUUGCAAUAAAAAAGAAAGAACUCUAA
Molecule: messenger RNA, 1034 nt
Organism: Populus trichocarpa (black cottonwood)
Lineage: Eukaryota; Viridiplantae; Streptophyta; Magnoliopsida; Malpighiales; Salicaceae
Product: transcription factor MYB14
Exons: 3
Coding region: 61-888 (275 amino acids)
Source: RefSeq, a predicted model, not a curated record